This is a messenger RNA of Salvia hispanica, 2024 nucleotides long. RefSeq names its product pectinesterase-like. The record is from RefSeq and is a predicted model, not a curated record. NCBI's taxonomy places the organism in Eukaryota, Viridiplantae, Streptophyta, Magnoliopsida, Lamiales, Lamiaceae. Gene Ontology annotation, biological process: cell wall modification. Gene Ontology annotation, molecular function: pectinesterase activity; enzyme inhibitor activity.
CUCACUCAUCCUUAAGCAAAUUCUCAACCAUUCCCUUCUCUCUUUCAAAAAAAUGUCCCGCCUCCGCCAAUUCUUCGCCGGAAGAUCAUUUUCCGGCGACAAAGCCACCCGAAAAAAACUCCUCCUCUCUCUCCUCGCCACAACCGUCCUGGUCUCCGCCGUGAUCGGAGUCGCCGCCGGAGUAAAAUCCCGGCGCCACAGCCCCUCCGGCGCCGGCGAAAGCGCCGCCCUCAAAAUCUCCGGCGCCCACGCCAUCGCUCGAGCCUCCUGCAGCAGCACAUUGUACCCGGAGCUCUGCUACUCCUCCAUCGCCGCCUCUCUCGACGGCGGCAAGAAGGUGAAAUCCCCCAAGGACAUCAUCACUCUGUCGCUGAACGUGACGAUCGCCGCCGUGAAGCGGAACUACGCCACCAUCGGAAAGCUGCUCGCCGCCGACAAGGGCAACUUCACGAAGCGGGAGAAGGGGGCGCUCAAGGACUGCCUCGAGACGCUGGACGAGACGCUCGAUGAGCUCGAGACCGCUGUCGACGAGCUCAACGAGUACCCGUUCAAGAAGUCGAUCGAGGCCCAUGCCGAUGACCUCAAAACCCUACUCUCCUCCGCCAUCACCAAUCAGGAGACCUGCCUAGACGGCUUCUCGUACAGCAAGGCCGACAGGCAUGUACGAGAAGUCUUCAUAGGAGGGCAGGUCGUUCGGGUCGAGCAGCUCUGCAGCAACUCGCUCGCGAUGCUGACCAACAUGACGAAGAAGGACGCGGAGGAGGAGAGGAAGCUCAACGGCGGGAGGAAGCUCACGGCGGCGGCGGCGGACGGGGGCUGGCCGGAGUGGAUGUCGGCGGGGGACAGGCGGCUGCUGCAGUCGUCCUCCGUGACGCCGAACGUGGUGGUGGCGGCGGACGGGAGCGGAGACUACAAGACGGUGGCGGCGGCGGUGGCGGCGGCGCCGGAGAAGAGCAGCAAGAGGUACGUGAUUAGGAUAAAGGCGGGGGUGUACAGGGAGAACGUGGAGGUGCCGAAGAAGAAGACGAACAUAAUGUUCGUCGGAGAUGGGCGGACCACCACCAUCAUCACCGCCAGCAAGAACGUUGUCGACGGAAGCACCACGUUUAACUCCGCUACAGUUGCUGUAGUAGGAGAAAAGUUCUUGGCCAGAGACAUCACUUUCCAAAACACGGCCGGGCCCUCCAAGCACCAAGCCGUCGCGCUUCGGGUCGGGUCAGAUCUUUCCGCAUUCUACAAAUGCGACAUUCUGGCCUAUCAAGACACGCUAUAUGUCCACUCCAAUCGAAAUUUCUUCAUAAACUGCUAUAUAGCUGGCACGGUUGACUUUAUCUUUGGUAACGCCGCCUCAGUGCUCCAAGAUUGUGACAUCCACGCCCGUCGCCCUAAUUCGGGUCAAAAGAACAUGGUCACGGCCCACGGCCGAACCGACCCGAACCAGAACACGGGCAUAGUGAUACAAAAAAGUAGGAUUGGAGCGACUUCUGACUUGAAGUCAGUCCAAAAAAGUUUUCCUACUUAUCUUGGACGGCCCUGGAAGGAAUAUUCCAGGACCAUCGUCAUGCAGUCGUCCAUAACGGACGUGAUACACCCGGCCGGGUGGCAUGAGUGGAGCGGGAGUUUCGCCCUCAAUACUCUGACUUAUGGAGAGUAUCAAAACACGGGGGCCGGGGCGUCCACUUCCGGAAGGGUUAAAUGGAAAGGGUACAAGGUGAUCACGAGCUCGACCGAGGCAGCGGGUUACACGCCAGGGAAGUUCGUCGCCGGUGGGAGUUGGUUGCCCUCAACCGGCUUCCCUUAUUCACUAGGGUUGUAAUUCUUGUGUGUGUAAUUUUUAGUUGAUGAGAUUGGUUUUCAUAAUUGAGGCCCAUAGCUAAGGCCCAUUUGAGUUGCUUCAAUAAUCCUUAAUGUGUAAUUUAGUGGCUUUGUGUCGAAAAUAGGAAUAAGUUUUAUCUUGUCAUCUUGUGGAUUGUAAUAAUGUAUUCCAUAAAAAUGAAAAAAUGCAAGUUUUUAGCACGUUAUUA